AUGACUGUUCUGGAGGCGGAGCUAGAGACCUUGUCCGUGGACCAGGCUGCGUCCACGGCAGGAAACGGUGGUCGAACGGAAGGCGGCGGCAGUCGCAACAACAGCAGUGCACGAGAUAGAGAGUCCUACAAGUCGUGCCUGGAGGCUAUGCUGGAUGAGCACUACGAUGCCUUGGACGACGCCGACCACAACAUCACCACCAGCAUUCCCACCAGUCUCCUCGAAACCAUCAUCAAGGCUAGUAGCACUGCACCACCCAUCACCAUCAGCGAGGAGGGCUGCAGCGACGCCUUUCGCCCCGUGGAGGUGUCCACCAUGCUAGCCGUUCUGCCGGGACUGAUGGUGGAAAGAGAUCCCCUCCUUACGACAGCUGCUACAACGACGGCGAGAAGGUCAUCCACGGCGGCGACCGACGGACAGACAGUUGCGUCAAGGGCGGGGGGUGUAGGCGGCGGGGACGGAAGCGGUGCGGAGGGCGGCACUUCAGCGGCUUCGACAAAGCCAGUCUCCCACGGCGGCGAUGCUUCGCGUACCAUCCCGUCUCUUCGCCGUGGCAACGCCAGUAGCAGUGAUGACGUCACCAAUGACGCCGCCGACAGGAAAGACCGCCGUUUUCCGCCAAUAAGCAGCAGCAAGAGCAACGGCAACAACCACGCCAUCUCCCGGCCGCUGGGGAAGCCUCAGCAUCAGAUUCGGCACGGGGCUUCGGUGGCUGCCGAUGGGGGGCCGGUCAACCCCUACGCUGUGCCCCCCGCCUCCCGCAGCGCCGGGAGAAGCACCAACAGCAUUAACAGCUCAGCGACUACUACUCCGUUCCCACCAAGCAAUGUUCGAGGCGUGGCGAGGACGCCUGUCCAGGGGUUUCCGGGGUCAGGAGGGGCGGGUUCAGACGGGGGUGAAAGGCGUUCGUCUACAUCCAACGGCUGCGAAAGUCGGGCACCCCCAGGCGAUCUUGACGCUGGUGCCAGAGGUGGAGGCGGCAGCGGCAACGGCCACGACACCUUGAGGAGAAGAGGAGGGGAGCAGCAGCGAAGUUGGGACGGGCGAGAUAGCGGGAGAGGGGGGGUGUGGAGCGGCGGUAGCACCGGCGGAAAUCAGGGACAGCGUGUUGGCGGUAGCAGCAACGGCUACAGCAACGGCUGCGGCGAGUACGAGAACGGUCACGGCAGGUACGGCAGCAGCAGCAGCAGCUUUGACGACGAGGUGAACACGAGGGGAGGACAGGGACCCUCCAUUCCCCCCCGGCUACCCAACGGGCCCGGCCUCGUUCGAAAACGGAAGUUCGUUCCCCCAGGACGGCUUGACAAUAACAACAACAACAGCGGAGGCAAGUUCCCCGGAUCAGCCGCUCUUGGUGGACGAGGGGGCGGCAGCAACGGCGGCAGCGAGGGCGCAGGCGGCCGCGGCGGCGGCGGCGGGGCGGAUGGCGAGGAGGAACUGCCGGAAGAGUUGCAGCACCUCGAAAAGGCCAUGGUGGACAAGAUUCUGCAGGAGGUGCAGCAGAAGGGGGAUCCCGUCACGUUCGACCAGAUCGCAGGCCUGGAGUUCGCCAAGAAGAGCGUGAUCGAGCUGGUCUGCUGGCCGAUGGAGAGGCCGGACAUCUUCACGGGGCUAAGGUCUCUGCCCAAGGGGCUGCUGCUCUUCGGACCCCCAGGAACCGGCAAGACUCUAAUCGGCAAGGCCAUCGCACACCAGUCCGGAGCGACGUUUUUCUCCAUCUCCGCGUCGUCAUUGUGCAGCAAAUGGAUCGGCGAAGGGGAGAAAAUGGUGCGAACCCUCUUCGCCGUUGCUGGAUACCACCAGCCGGCCGUGAUCUUCAUUGACGAGGUGGACUCGAUGCUGUCCAUGCGGAGCGCGGACGAGAACGAGGCUAGCCGCCGCCUCAAGACCGAGUUCCUCAUUCAGCUCGAUGGCGCUGGCACAAAAGCCGCCGAUCGUGUGCUGGUGGUUGGCGCUACCAAUCGGCCUCAAGAACUAGACGAGGCGGCGAGGAGAAGGUUCGUCAAACGGCUUUAUGUUCCUCUACCGGACAAGACCGGUCGUCGCCAGCUGAUGAACAUCCUCCUCAAGACCAGCGUCAGCAGCCUUACCGCAGAAGACGUGGAGACAGUGGUGGAAGGGACCGAGGGUUUUUCAGGGGCAGAUCUCCACGCCCUGUGCACGGAGGCUGCGAUGGGGCCUGUCAGAGACUUGGGCAGCAACAUCUGCAGCGUCAAGGUGUCCGACGUUCCCCCCAUGGAAACCCGGCAUUUCACGGAAGCCCGGCAGUCCAUGCGUCCCAGUGUUGGCGCGGAAGAGAUCACCCACUACCUCAAGUGGAAUGAGGAGUUCGGCUCGUUCAAGCGGAUGUAAAAACUGUUGAGCUCUACAGGCAGUCUACGUUGGUGUUUUGGGAUACAGGUUCAAUCAACCUGAGUGUAACCAGGAACCAUGCCGAAGACUGCAUGCGCUCCACCACUUGCGCUCCUCCUUCUUUGCAUUUUUACUGUUUUCGUUCACACGUCUAGAUGGACACACCAGUCUGUGUACACCUUUCGCGAUACUGCAUGUUUGACUGUUUGACUGUUUGACUGUUUGGCGUGCUUGUUAGGUCACACAAAUACUGUAGUACUAAAUACGCAACGGGUAUUCGCCAGGGCGCUUGUCUUGUCGUUUCGUAAAAUUCCACGCGUUGACAAGCAUGAAGGUGUCGCGGGAUCCUUCGCGUGGUGCGUGACAGUCACGAUAUCAGUCGGAGCUUGCCCGUUCUGCCCUGAAGCGUGUUGCGCUCGUACGCAUGGGCCCCUAUUCUUGUCGAUAGAGGCACAGUCUUGGUUGCGACGCCUCAAACAUCCAUUCCCGCGAUCGCAUCGCGUUGCUGGCUUGGUUCCGCCCUCAUGUACGAAGACCUGCGAUUCUGUGGUGGGUAUCUCCGCUGUACGUGCUUGCUUGCGUCGUGGCCCAAUCGUUCGUUGUCUGGCGAAACACGUACUACAUAUGUUUCUGUGUGUUGGUGGCCACAUUGUCGCAGUGAGGCUCCAUCUCGUGGUGCUCGUUGUUCUUUGGUGCGCGAAUAUGUAUAAAAGGCUCCCCUUCGGGAGUUAGGUGGCUU
Molecule: messenger RNA, 3091 nt
Organism: Ectocarpus sp. CCAP 1310/34
Lineage: Eukaryota; Phaeophyceae; Ectocarpales; Ectocarpaceae
Source: the annotation of a GenBank genome assembly